AGAAGAAAAGAGGAGUAGGAAGCGGGAAGUAAGUAGAAAGCGCGAAAGACCGGGGUGAGAAGUAAUAUCAUUUGCAUUCUUUUUCUUUCCCGAUAUACUUCUUUUUUACAAGUGUCUUUUUUUAUUUGUUUCGUUCAUAUAUUUAUGUAUUUCUUGUGAAAAAUAAUCGUUCUUCUACUAUUUUCUGUAGAAUAUAGAAAGUAGAAACCCUCGGUCGAUGUCAGAAUCCCUUGUUCUUGCUCGUUUCUCCCCACUCUCGCUUUAACUGAUUCGAGCGACCUCUCUCUCUGUAUCUCUCCCUUAUGGUUAGGGCGUAUCGGGGUAAACCAGUAUCUCGAUAGGAGUUGAAAGAGAGGGGUGCAGUUGCCACUGCGGGGGAUUCUGUCGUAUCAGUCGUUUCUGUCACUUUAGCAACGUCCCUAUUUUAUCUCUCCGUGCAUCAAUUCUCGCCGGAGUCAAGUUCGCCUGUGCAACGUGCAUGCCGGGCGCGUGUACGCGCGUACCAACCCCCGAGAUCCGCGUACGCGUUAUAUGGAGUUUUCGCUCCUAUAUUUCGCCCCGUAUCUUGACAUGCAAGCGUAAUGAUAAAGAUGAUAUAUCGCAUCGAUGUCGUCCUCGUGCCACGAUUAUCAAUAAGCAAUUUGCCUUAUGCCCCUAUAAGAUCAAUAAGCAGAUUGCUCGACACGAGCCUGAACCGAGUAUCGCGAUCCGGAUAGAUUCCGCGUUUGGUGACUGUGUUUGUCGUUUUCGCGCAACCAUCGAUUUUCCUACGAUUCGUCCUGACCAUUCCUUGCUACUUUUCUCAAUUUGCUAAAUGUGCAAACUUGGAGAGCCACGAUCCAUCGUGGCGUAAAGUGUGCGGCAUAAAGUUGGUGCACCGAAAGAAGGGUGAAGUGUGCGAAACAGCUGGCCGGGCGGUUGAGCUACGACAGUAUCGUAUUGUUUAGUUUAUCGUUCGUAUUCCUGCGAACUUAACGAAACGUUAAAUAAGAUUCGGGUGUUGAACUCGACCUACGCGUUCAAGAUGAUGUUCAGGAGCAAUUUUUCAUAUUCUUCCUAUGCGUGGAACAGAGAUUGACGAUAUGGAUGCAGUAUGGCUUCGGUAUUCUGGCAGGCUUCAGGGAAUAAUUUCAUUUCUUCCGCUUUUAUCUUGUUCUUGCUACUCUGUCCUCGUAGCAGUACAGAAUGCGAUCAGAAGUUUAUAAGCACACCGGAUGGUGCAUUAAACGGAACUUUUCAUGCACCGACGUUGAUUAAUCCCGAAGGGGAUUCUCGGCAAUGCGUGUACACGUUUUUCGCUGGGCCGAGGCAACGGGUAGAAUUGGUUUUCACCUCGUUUGGCCUUCGAGGGGCGCCACCAGAUGGCGCCGCCGUCGGAGAAAUACCUGCUUGCGUCCACGAAUACAUCGACUUGUACAUGGAAGUUAGAUCCGAGAACACAAGCAAGUUGGUGGAUACGCCUUUCGGAGGACGUUACUGCGGUCCAAUUCCACCUCGCAGGCGGAUUUCCCUAUACCAGGGAAUCGCCCUUAGUUUCUACACCGAUAAAAAUAUCACGUUACCCAGCCUCUUUAGCGGUACUUACGCGUUUGUCAAUGCAUCGGAAUACGAAGUAGGAACGCCAGCUCCUAGCACGCCGUGUUCUUUCACGGUAAAUUCGGAAAACAAGCGUAACGGCAACAUAUUAUCUCCCACGUAUCCGGGCACUUAUCCGAAGGGACUGGUGUGUAGCUAUAAGUUUAUCGGGAAAGACAGCCAACGAGUACGCUUGGAGUUUCGAGACUUUGAUUUGUUCUUUGGAGGUCCACACUGUCCGUUGGAUUACGUUAAAGUGUACGAUGGUUUGGACAAUAGCUCCGCUGUUAUUGGAACUUAUUGCGGUCAACAACGAAACUUGGUAUUAUACUCUUCGGAGUCUAGUUUAUACGUACUCUUUUCUACUCUUCAACGUACAGCAAACACGCAAAAUCGAGGAUUCAAAGGUAUCUUUGAAUUCUCCGAAAGUUUCGUCAAGUUAGACUUCAUAACCGCUUAUAAGGGUGAGCAUAUUCGAGGAUCGGAAUGCGACCAAAAAAUUUUAAGCAGAAAGGAGUCUUCUGGAUACGUCGUUAGCCCAAACUUUCCGUAUCCGUACAUACCGAAGGUGGUGUGUCGGUAUUUUGUAUAUGGAAUGCAAGACUCGCAACAUCUCGAGCGCGUUCGAUUAGAGUUCAUAACAUUUAAAAUACCAAAAAAUAAAACAAUAGGAGAUUCAUCGUGUACAGAUGGUUACUUGAAGUUGUAUUUAAAAGGACAAGAGGCGACCGAUUCAUACGAUAAAUUCGAUUAUGAAUUAUGCGGUUUGAAGAGCAAUCCGAGCCACGUAGUUAGCGAUGGUCCGAGACUUGUGAUGGUAUUUAGCAGCGGAGAAUCUCAAGGACAAGGUUUUAAAGCACGGUACAAUUUCGAAACGGAGUACAAGAUACCAGGUACCGCGGCUCCAGACGGUAGCUGCACGUUUACGUACCGCAGUUCCUCGCGUAAAAAGGGAGACUUUAAUUCUCCGCGGCAUCCCAGUAAUUAUCCAAGCGACACAAAUUGUACUUACUUUUUUUUAGCAACGCCGAACGAACAAGUUACCUUGAUAUUCGAUUACUUUAAAGUUAGAACGAAAAAUAUAAACAUGACUGUCGGCCGCUAUGGACUGAUUGCCUGUCAAGACGAUUGGUUAGAAAUUUACAAUAUGUAUCGGGACGAUACAGAAAAAUUAAUAGGCAGAUAUUGCGGUAAUACAUCGCCAGGACCCGUAGAAUCGAAUCUCGGUGCACUUGGCUUAAAGGUGAUCCUUCAUUCGGAUUCCGAGCUCGUUUACAGCGGCUUCAAAGCGCGUUACACUUUCGAAGUGGCCAAACCUAUUUUCGGAGAUUGCGGCUCGAAUAUAAGUAGCGUAAAUUACGGAAUCAUUGCCAGUCCAAAUUUUCCGAACAAGUACGAUGGGCCUGCAAGAAAUUUUGCUAGCAAAACUUGUAACUGGUUUAUAAGAGUUCGAGCGAACCAUCAAAUACUGUUAAACUUUGAACUAUUUUCAGUAGAGGGUGAUCAGUCAGUUCGUGGCUGUCCAGCUGCGGUGUUACGUAUGUGGUAUUCUGUAUUGACAACGCCGGUCGAAUUGUGCGGCGUGAAGACACCCGACAUUAAAUGGACCUACUUGUCCGAGGAUAAUAAUAUGCGCCUUAGCUUUAUCUUGGCCGACAAAGCGGUAGGGCAACAAGGGUUCAGAGCUACGUGGACCGAAGUCAGUACAAACGGCAGCUGCCAGGAUCAGUUUUUGUGCAGCAUAAGUAAAUACUGCAUUGCCGAAUCACUUCGGUGUAAUAACAUUUAUAAUUGUGGCCCGGCUGAUACUUCGGACGAGGAAAACUGUGGUACAGUUGUACAGACGUAUAAUUAUGCUGUUCCUGCGAGUUAUGCCGUUGGUACGGUUUUGGUAGCAGUGAUCGUUUGCCUGUUUUAUCAUCGAAAAUUAAAGAAACGAGUUCAGGCUGACCAUCUCGAUCAACUACGGCAGCGAAUGGAUGAAAAGAAUCAUCGUUAUCAUAACGAGAAUUUACUUCAACAUCAUUUAAUUCAACAGCAUAAUCAUCAGUAUCAUAGUCAUUAUCAUCAUCAGCAUCAUCACAACCAUAAUCAGCAGCACCAGCAGCAACAGCACUAUCAAGACUCAACGAAUGAUUUCGAUAUAAGAUAUCAACUGGAAUCAUCGGUUAGUCUUGCGAGCGAAAGCGAAGCCGAAGAAGCUAGCAGUCUCAACAGCGUGUGACAUUGCGUGACGUUUUGUUCAAACUUAACGACCAUCGAUCAUCGAUCAGUUUCUUCCGUUCGCGUUCUAUCAUUCUUCUAUACGUAAUAAUUCGACUCUUCGAUUCCAUAAUCGAACAAUUGUAGCUCGAUCGGCCGACAAAUUUUCUUUACCUAAUUCAUUGCAUCGAAGCCGUCUUUGGUUUACUUCGACUUGUGCCGACUUACUUCGAUUUUGGACGAAAACAAAAUUCAUCGUUGUGGUUCAUAGAGAAACUUGUGUUCCAAUAAUAUAAACUGUACGGAUUCUAUCAAACUAUUCGUACGUAAUCGAAUGUACGAAAAACAAUUUUCAUUUUGUAAAACGUACAUACGUUAAACACAACUGGCAUCUUAGCCAAGUCCUAAGGUUUUUAACAAAGUUGAUGUGCGGCGCGUUUAACGAACUCUGUUUUUUCUGUAAAUUCGUGCGCACUAGGGAUUUGCGGGUACCCGAUAAUACGGAUUGGGCGGGCUCGGGCGGAUGUCCGAUACAUGUGUGCAGUCGGGUAGCCCGACUAUUUCGGAUCAGGUCGGAUAAAGUCGGGUAUAUUUGGACGAGCUCCCGCGGUCCGCGACCCAACUCUCAUGUAUUUGUUAAUGCUUGGAAUAAGCAUGUUCAAAAUCUAGUUUGUAUAGAAUGAACAUACAGGUGACAUGGAAUGAAAUUCAUUUGAAAUAAAUUCGUUACAAGCAUUAUAUUUCACAUAAAAAUUAUCUUAUUCCAAAAUUCCACAUAAAACAGAUUUUGCACAUGCUUAUUGUAAGUAUUAACAAGCACAUACAUAAGAAUUAGGCCGCGGCCCGCGGGAGUUAGUCCGAAUCUGCCCGACUUUAUCCGAUCUGACCCGAAACAGUCGGACACCCGCCCGAGCCCGCCCGAUGUUUUCCGAAGCGACCCGAAUAGUCGGAAACCCGACAUAUUAGUCGGCCCGCACAUCACUAGUGUGCAGGCGUCUAUCAUGUACUAUGUAUAUAGGUACGAUACGUUACCUUUCCGAUAUCGAUACUGAUACCUUUAUGUUUCAAUUCUUUUAUAUGCACACGUAUAACGUACUCAUAUUUGCAAUAUGUCGUAGAUACAUGAUUUAAUAAACGUUGUGCGAAGUGUAAUAGAUCCUUCAGAUCCAAGCAAGAUAAGAUAAUCGGCUAAAAUAAAACGAUGCACUAGGCAGUAAUUUAAGAAUCGGCAAUAACCUGACCACGUAGUAUCAAUUAUUUUGUUAACGGUAAAAAGAAAAAAUGAAACAAUAAGCUUAGCUCGGUUGUAAUUGAACGAUAUUUCGGAAAACUUGUUCCUUCGAAAGAACGCGAAAUAUAUUUUUACGCCAGUUAACUCGCUUCGUUGUUGUUAUUGUUAUUGUCAUUUGUGUAAUUUUAGUAUUUUAUUUGUCAUCUUCGAUAUAAAUUAUUAUACGAAUAUUGUAGUUUUCGAAAUUAGAAUGCUGGAGAAUAUGGCACUAAGGAAAUUUAAGAAAAGUCAAUUCUGUUGGUUUUUUUUUCAAGCUUCUCUUUUUAUUUUACCGAUAAAAUAUUCGAUUUCUUGGAAAAUACAAAUCGUAAAAAUACAAUCAUAAAAGAAUACAGGUCGUUGCGGUUUUAAAGCAAGCGCGUUUAAUCACAAAAACUCUAUCUUCCUUUUCAUUCUUCUAUUAAUUUGACACCGUACAAAUGGAUUGUUACGCUCAGGGUUACAUAUGUAUAUUUUACACGUAUAUAGUGUUAUACUUACUACUGAACUCUGUCGUUGUUCAGUUCUGCUAUAGUGCGUUACGUUGCUUUACAAGCACAGAUAAAAAAUGAAAAAAAAAAAAAAA
Molecule: messenger RNA, 5633 nt
Organism: Osmia lignaria (orchard mason bee)
Lineage: Eukaryota; Metazoa; Arthropoda; Insecta; Hymenoptera; Megachilidae
Product: cubilin
Cellular component (GO): plasma membrane
Molecular function (GO): protein binding
Source: RefSeq, a predicted model, not a curated record